UUAUUACGGGUAUCAGUAUGCAGGCCUUCAGAAUGGAGCCCAGUGUUUCUGUGGCAGAUCUUACGGUUUGUUCGGCGAGGAUAGUGGAGCCUGCACGAAACCAUGUUCCGGUGAUUCCAGCAAGAUGUGUGGAGGGUCAAUGAAAAAUUCAGUUUAUUCUACUGGAAAGGCUGCCGCCGCUGCACUUCCGUCUUGUGGACCUAAAGACACUGGAGUUGAAAUCAACGGAGACUGCUUCUAUCUUGGUGACAGCGAGGUCUUCUUUCUAGAGGGUGAACGACAGUGUGUGGGGCUGGGAGGCCAUCUGGCCACGAUAGACAGUGAAGACACACAGAGUAAACUGGAAACGUAUCUUCGCCCAUUCAGAGCUGAUGCGUGGAUUGGACUGUCCGAUGUGUUAAACGAAGGCACGUUUCAGUGGAUGGAUGGAAGCAGCCUUGGAGCCUACACCAACUUGAGAAGCAAACUUAGUACAAGCGACUUCGUGUUUUUACAAGCUACAAGAAAGUUCCAAUGGCAGACGGCGUGGAUGACGAACUUAAAACGACCAUUAUGUCAGUUAACUGGGACAGCGCCUAUCAUUACAAAAUGUGGCACCAAUGAUUAUGGCAACAUGAUUGGGACUUCUCAAGAUUGCUAUGCCGUAAUGCCUGGUCCAUCCAACUUCAGAGAUUCACAAUAUGCAUGUUGGACAAGGAAUGGUCACAUGGCACUUAUCACAGCUACAAACAAGGACGAGAUUAUCAAGCAUAUAAACCUUUUUGGAUACAGUGGAGUGCGCGACUAUUGGGUUCAAGGAUCUGACCCAUCGGUUUACACAGAGUUGAAGUAUUAUGAGCUGUAUAAAGAAGGAACAUCCUCCAGCGGUGCACCGAAUGGUGCUGUAUGCAUCCUGGAGGACGUCAGUGCCUCCACACCAUGCUCUUCUGGGUACCGUUACGAUUCCGGAUCAUUCAAGUGGGUUGACGGAGAACCCACCGAUGACGCCAAUGGCGUGUUCUGGAAAGAUGGCCAAGGAGUCGGCAACAUUGCUAACGGGAAAUGUGCCAAACUGUCGUCAAGGAGAUUAUAUUGGAUCAACAUGCCCUGCUCUGGACAAAACGCAGCAUUGGUCUGUAAAGCGCCCGCAGCAGCUUGA
Messenger RNA from Gigantopelta aegis, 1138 nucleotides. RefSeq lists its product as uncharacterized. Gene Ontology annotation, biological process: biological process involved in interspecies interaction between organisms. The transcript has 9 exons. Bases 125 to 1138 code for a protein of 337 amino acids. The record is from RefSeq and is a predicted model, not a curated record. Gene Ontology annotation, cellular component: external side of plasma membrane. Lineage: Eukaryota; Metazoa; Mollusca; Gastropoda; Neomphalida; Peltospiridae. Gene Ontology annotation, molecular function: carbohydrate binding.